CGGGCAGAUGCGGUGGCGGAAGUGCUGGGACGUGGUCGGGGCCGAGCUAGACGUCUAGGAAGCCGCGGCCGCGGGUCCUCCAGCCCCGAGCAGCUGCCGAGCCUCUGCGUGAUCGCAGUGAGGAAGGCUCGGGCACCGGCGAGAUGCCUCUGUUCACCGCCAACCCUUUCGAGCAAGAUGUGGAAAAGGCUACAAAUGAGUACAACACUACAGAAGAUUGGAGUCUUAUUAUGGACAUAUGUGACAAAGUUGGAAGCACUCCUAAUGGAGCAAAAGAUUGCCUAAAAGCCAUAAUGAAAAGGGUAAAUCAUAAAGUUCCUCAUGUUGCUCUGCAGGCAUUAACUCUUCUUGGGGCUUGUGUGGCAAACUGUGGAAAGAUAUUUCAUUUAGAAGUGUGUUCCCGUGAUUUUGCAACAGAAGUACGUGCUGUGAUAAAAAAUAAGGCUCAUCCUAAAGUAUGUGAAAAACUGAAAUCUUUAAUGGUAGAAUGGUCAGAAGAAUUUCAGAAGGACCCUCAGUUUAGUCUAAUAUCUGCAACUAUUAAAUCUAUGAAAGAAGAAGGAAUUACUUUUCCUCCAUCAGGUUCUCAGACUGUCUCAGCUGCUGCCAAGAACGGUACAUCAUCGAACAAAAACAAAGAAGAUGAAGAUAUAGCUAAAGCUAUUGAAUUAUCAUUGCAAGAGCAGAAGCAGCAGCACACAGAAACAAAAUCCUUAUAUCCAUCUGCAGAAAUUCAGUCAAAUAAUAAAGGUGCAAGGAAAGUGAGAGCUUUAUAUGAUUUUGAAGCCGUUGAGGACAAUGAACUUACCUUUAAACAUGGUGAAAUUAUUAUUGUUUUGGAUGACAGUGAUGCUAAUUGGUGGAAAGGAGAAAAUCACAGAGGAAUAGGACUCUUCCCAUCUAAUUUUGUAACAUGUAAUUUAAACAUAGAAUCAGAGGCAGCAGCUGUGGACAAAUUGAAUAUAAUUGAUGAUGAGGAGGAGGAAAUUAAGAAAUCAGAGCCUGAGCCUGUUUAUAUAGAUGAGGAUAAGAUGGAUAGAGCCCUGCAGGUACUGCAGAGUAUAGAUCCAACAGAUUCAAAACCAGAUUCUCAAGACCUCUUGGACUUAGAAGAUAUCUGCCAACAGAUGGGUCCAAUGAUAGAUGAAAAACUUGAAGAGAUUGAUAGGAAGCAUUCAGAAUUGUCUGAAUUGAAUGUAAAAGUCUUAGAAGCUUUGGAACUUUAUAAUAAGUUGAUGAAUGAAGCGCCAGUAUAUGCAGUCUAUUCAAAGAUCCACCAUCCAGCACAUUACCCAACUUCAUCAGCUGGAGUUCCAAUUCAGACAUACCCAGUUCAACCACAUGGUGGAAACUAUAUGGGUCAAAGUAUUCACCAAGUCACGGUUGCCCCAAGCUACAGCCUAGGACCGGAUCAGAUUGGUCCACUGAGAUCUCUGCCUCCAACUGUGAAUUCCUCAGUGACAACACAGCCUGCUCAAAUUCCGUACUUAAGCACUGGACAAGACACUAUUUCCAAUCCUACUUACAUGAACCAGAACUCUAACCUUCAAUCAGCUCCUGGUGCAGCUGCUUACACACAGCAGAUGGGGAUGUCUGUGGAUAUGUCAUCUUACCAGAACACUACUUCCAACUUGCCGCAGUUGGCAGGCUUUCCGGUGGCAGUUCCAGCUCAUUCAGUUGCACAGCAGCAAACAAAUUACCAUCAACAGCAGCCUCUCCUUUAAAAUCAAACCAAGCAUUUUCUUGAAAGCCUUCAUAAGUGUACUACUCAACCCUUGUGAUUAUAAUCUGAAAAUAUUAAAAGAAGGAAAAAAAAAUUUUCUCAACUGAAAAGACCCAUGAAUAAAUAAAGCACAAAAACCUGUCUUUCUUUUUAUGCUAUAAAAAGUUCUUUUCAAGUACCAGCUUGUUUGAAGUCAGACUUUUGAUCAGAGGCCGCUUCAAGUUGCUUCCAGUUAGUUCUUUCUUACUUUCAAAUCUCUCUACACAAAUCUGGACAAACAAGUAGCCUUAUGACACUAAACAACAAGAGAUAGGAGUGUAGGAGUGUAUAAGGAAAGCAGCAUUUACCCCUAAAUUGUCAUGGUAAUUGGGAAAGCACUGAAACCUUUAAGUACUUUCUGUCUGCUCUCUUUUUUUCAGUUUCCCACAUACCAUUGUUUAAAAAGGCGAACAUGUUUUGUGCAGGCAUUUAGCUUCCCUGCGUAUUUCCUUUGUUUCCUUAAAUUGCAGUUGUGUUUGCAGUACUGUCAGUUUUGCUCUCAGUGAUGUGUUGAGUAAUAAUUAGCAUAGAAUUGUCUACGAAAGGAAGAGCACUUUGGGAGGAACAGAAAUGUUUUCUGUUAUUAUUAGUGAAGACCAUGUAAAUGCAGAUGUGUGUUAAAGUGUUUAGCCAGUUCUCCAGUCAUGCCAACAGUGGGUUGAGGGAUGCCCCAUGAAACAUUUCCAUUCCCUGGGGAAAAAAUAAAAAACAUUUUUUCCUACAAGGGUCCUUAGCAUUUAGAAUUGUCACUUAACCUUUUCAAGUGGUUUUGGCCAGCAUCUAAUGAAGAUACAAGGUCCGUUUGGUUUUUUUUUUUGGUCGGUCGGUUGGUUUUGUUUUUCUGCAGCAUGGUGUGCAGAGACCCUGCAUUUCCUUUUUACAGACUGUGUGAAUUUGAGCUACGAGACAUUCCUAAUAACUUGAUGCAGUGUAUACCAGGCGUGAAUAAUGUGUGUUUUUACUGAUGUGUUGUUUUUUUAAAAGGUGAUUUGAGUACCACUGGUAUGCCAGACUGUUGACAAUUUUGGCCAUUGCUUUCAGAAGUAAUCUUGAGCUUGUGGAAUAAUAACAGGCAGUGGAUUUAUAGGGAAGCCAUCAAGACAGGUUUCCUGAAGCCUAUGUUCUAGGUGAGUUUGAAGUGCUAAAAAUUCCACGUACUUUGGGAGUUAGGUAGUGAACCAGUAGGGAUUGUUUUCUUUCCUAAGAAUUUGGACCACUACUGCAUCAUCUACCAACCUUCUAGAUAGCACAAAAUGUGAAUACAUAUGCUUACAGAUUCAUGGUAUUUCAACUGAGAGAAACAAUGGAUGUAAAGUUAAGUUUUUAAAAAUUUAACUAGCAGGAAUUCCCUGGCUCUCCGGUGGUUAUGACUUGGCGCUGUUACCACUGGGGUCCAUAUUCAAACUAAGAUGCAGCAAGCUGCAAAAAUAUAUAAACUUGCAUGGAAGCAAGAUUUCUAUAUUGUUUUUUAAAGAAAGCCCUUAAUCUUUCUACUAAGAAUCCAUUUGAAGAUAGUGCUCUGGAAAUAUUUGUCAUUUCUGUAUUUAUAGAAAUUCCAUUAUAAAUAUGUUCCUUUUUCAAAGAAACUAUAUUCUGGGAAAAAACAGUCUUCUAUAUACUACUUGGUCUACAUUUAAAGGGAAAAACAAGCAGAAUUUGAAAAACCCAAUUUCUGUCAUUGUUUUAUUUCAGAUAUAAGUAACUGGAAAGAAACUUUUAACCUUUGAUGUCUGUUUUCUGUUUUUUAUCCAGUAUUUUCCUUCCAUGUGAAUUCAGUUAUAUACUUGUAAGAAAUUCUAAAAUAGCACCUUACUUUUUUGGAAAUGAAUCUUCUAUAAAGAAAACAAAACAGAAAAAACAUUUUCAAAACCUCUUGAUAAUAAUUAACGUUUGCAUAAUAUAUGAAAAAUCUUAAAUUUUCCUCCCAAACAAUAUUUAAUAGUUAUUUUAAUGUUUGUGUAAAUAAUUUAUGUAUAACUGUGAUCUGAGUUGUAAAAGCUUGAUUCUGUGUAAGUCUUUGAAUUACAAUAAAUACUGCACACCCACUAA
This is a messenger RNA of Bubalus bubalis (water buffalo), 3811 nucleotides long. RefSeq names its product signal transducing adaptor molecule 2 (gene STAM2). The record is from RefSeq and is a predicted model, not a curated record. The coding region runs from base 144 to 1724 and encodes 526 amino acids. NCBI's taxonomy places the organism in Eukaryota, Metazoa, Chordata, Mammalia, Artiodactyla, Bovidae. Gene Ontology annotation, molecular function: ubiquitin binding; phosphatidylinositol binding. Gene Ontology annotation, biological process: signal transduction. The transcript is spliced from 14 exons. Gene Ontology annotation, cellular component: endocytic vesicle.